ACUUCUAAAAAUAUCCAAAACUCGAAAUAAAAACUUUAAAACCCUGAUUUUAGAACUAACAUCUUUUCUUUUCUAAUUCUUUUGCUCUAAACUAAAUUUUAAAAACUAAAGAAUGAUUACUUUAUAAAUAACUUAAAAAAGAUAUAAUAAUUUUUCAAAACUUCUACAACCAUUUCCAAACACACCUAAGUUUUUUUCAGCUCUAUAAAAUUGAGUUAUUUCUGUGUCAUUUGGUUUAGUUUUGUUCGAAUUGCUUAAUCGUAAGAGUUGAAUCUAUAAUUGAUAAACAAAUCCGUUUAACAUUUUUGAAGAAGUAGUUCUCAAGAGAAAUUAAUAUCAUAGUAUAUUAAAAAUUAUGAAAUGAUGUUUAAGUGAUUGUGAACAUAAAUAAUUUUAUUUGUGUAGUUUAAUAUUUUUAAUAAUAUUAUUGACAUGUAGAAAUAAUUUAUAUGUAUUACCAACCACUAACAAAAAAUAAAUCAUCAACCUAAUUCUAUUAAUUUUAUAUAUUUAUAAUUCUUAUGAAAAUAAAAAGAUUAUAAAAUUUAUAUUUUUAAGAUAUUAGUUAUCAGUGUAUUUUUAAAAAUACAAAACAUAAAAGAAAUUUGAAAAUAUGAAAAUAAAAUACAUAUUAAGUGUUUGAAUUGUAUUCAUUAACCUUUAAGCCAGGGAAGCGAAAAACACAAUGAACAUAAUGAAACAACUAAUCCAAAAAGUUAAACUACUAAAUUUGUUUUUUUAUUAUUAUGAUAAAAUUUGUUAUAACAGCAUUAAUGGGGGUGCUUAGAGGGGAGGGGGAGCUUAACAAAAAAUUAAUAUAAUAGUGGGUGGGAUCUACACAAAAAUUAAGCACAUGUGCUUCUUCUGCCUAUUUAAGCGUCGGUGUUAACUCUGUUUCGCGGGUUCUACUGAUAUGUGACGGUCCGCGAUUGGUUCGUUUUUAAUUUCUUUUUUUGAAAUUAGAGAAGAAAAAAAAAUUAAGCACCUCAAAUAGAGUGCUAGGAUUAAUGGUGCUCUUAGUGACCAAUUUUUUAUUUGUUUAUUAUUAGAUAAAAUGGUUUAGUUUCGUUCAGAUUGUUUAAACCGUUAGAUUCGAUCAAAUUUUUUUCUCUGGGCGCUUAAACUUUCCUUUUUUUGAGUAACUCAGAAAAGGAAAUUAUUAACUCGAAUUUCCUUUUUUCCGUGUCUGUGUUAGUCACCGACGUAACUGAACCCAAAUCUACAAAAGACUCAUAUCUCUUCUCCUUAGCUCCACUUCCUUCUAUUUUGCUCUCUUCCACUAUUUUCUUUUACGUUUUUCUCCAUUGCGAUUCAAACCCUAAAAUUUCUUUUCAGAGCGAUUAUUUCUCGAAACCCUAGAAAAUCAACUCCGAUUGAAAAGAUGCAGUCAAACGAAGAAUUCGUGAAGUUUCUUGGAGAAGGCGCUUACGGUUACGUUAACCUAGUCCGCUACACUAACCCCGACGACGGCUCUUCGUUUCUCUCCGCCGUCAAAAAUUCUUACGACGCAGACUACGACACUCUCCAAAAAGAGUUAGAGAUUCUUCUCAAACUCAGGGGAUGUCCCAGGAUCGUUACAUGUUUCGGUCACUCUCUUCGUCAAGGUCUCAGCAAUUACGGUAACAAAGUCCACAAGCUUCAACUCGAGUACGCUUCCGAAGGUAGUUUAAACGCUUUCAUGGACCAUUACGCCGACAGAAAGUUGCCGGAGCCGUUGGUAAAAGAUUUCACGCGAAUGAUUCUCGAAGGUUUGGUCUCGAUUCACGACCAUGGUUAUGUUCACUGCGACAUCAAACCAGACAACUUACUUGUCUUCCCUUCGAGACAAGAUUCGUUCGAGCUCAAGAUUUCUGACUUCGGCAACACGUUAGAGGUGGGAGAGGUUCCUAAAUUCUGGGAAAGCGAGUUCCCGUGGGUGGGGACUCCUAUCUACAUGCCGCCUGAGUCUGUCCGUGACGGCUUCGCCAACAAAGGAAUAGAUUUGUGGUCGGUGGGGUGUUUGGUACUGGAGAUGUACACGGGCGUGAUUCCUUGGGAAGGUGUUAAUAUCAAUCUUCUAGCGACUCGUCUUCGUUGUGGUAAAGCUCCUGAGAUCCCUGAGAGUUUGCCUUCUGAUGCAAAGGCUUUUAUUGAAACGUGUUUCUCAAGGAAUCCUGAGGAGAGAGGAAGCGCGCGUGAGUUGUUGCUUCAUCCCUUCUUGCCUCGUCCACAAGUUGAAGAAGAAGCAGAGGACAAGAAGACAAGUAACUCGUUUCUGUUGAAGCUGUUCAAGUUGAGAAUCAGACGAACAAGUUCCAACAAGAAACCAACGGCGGAUGUUGUUGCUGUUUCAGACAAAAAGCCUCUGAAGUUCAGGUUUUUCCCGACAAAGACCACACAGUUUAAGAGAACUCUGAACAAAGUCUUGAGGUUGAAGAAAUCGACAGACUUCAAUUUAGUGUCUGUCCAUUAAGUUUUAGUCUGUAGUUAUCUGAUGAUUAACUUUUGUCUGUAGCUUUCUGUUGAUUAAGGUUUAGUAAGUACUUUCUCUUGAUUAGUUUGUAGAUCAAGAUUUCAUGUACCUAUAGUCUCAUGUUAACAAAGUAGUUCUUUUCUCAGCAAAAUCUCAAUCUUUUUUACUGUGGUUAGCACUCCAAAAACCAUCUUCUUAACUCUAAGAAUCCUAAUACGCCUGAAAAGAGGACGUUAAAUCUGAACAAGCUUUACAACCUAACAACACAGUUCCCUUAUUCAAAAACUUAUCUACUAUAUGGGUUGCUCUGUUGAUAUAGAGCCGUGGACGGUGAAGCAAGCUGUUUUUAUCAAAUGUUAUUCAAACUGUUUUCUAAAAGUGGAAAUAGAUUUCGUUGCUCCUGAAAGCGUAGGGGUAUGUCUUAGGCUAUCAGAAGAGUUCCUGCGGCUACCAGAAGACCACAGAUUCAACAAAGAUUAGUACUUAGAGAACCAUUAUGACAAGUGAAUCACUUGAGAAUCAUUGCCUUUCAUUCUGAACAGCUACAGAUGUAACUAGCGUUCCACAAGCUGUAAUGUUAAGCCUGAGGCAUUAUCAUUACAGCUUUAAACAGAACACAUAGCUACUAAACUCCCAUUAAAACAAAAGCAUUACUAAACUAGGCAACACAAAAGCUUUCUAUGUCUCGUCUCGGAACAUAAAAGACAUGGGAAGAGACUUUGAAAUUGUUAUCUAGCCAAUCAAUCAUCACUCCUCGAAUCAAAAGCCAUGUGACAAAGAGAGAUGUUUCAUCAGAAAUAAAUAACAAAGCAGAAAGAGUGCAUCAGACUAUACACUUAUCAUUUGAUUUUGUGUGAAAUCUUACCAUCAAAUAUGCAAGAUAUCAACAGACGACUGAAAUAUAAGUCAUCUAGAUCGUAAACAUAACUCCUAAACUUAAUUAACUAACUAAACAUUUCAUAAAAUCAAAUUAAACUUCAAAGUGUUUACUAUACACAAAAAUAAAUACAUAUAGGUAAAAAAUUAAUUUUUCCAAAAUCUAACCCUAAAAAUACAUACAAUACUACAACCCAUAUGUUGUCAAACCCUAGAUCAAAGAAUAUCAUAAUUAACUACCUACACUCAUCUAUGUUGAAAACAAUUCAGUUUUGUUAUAUUUUAAUUUAUAUCAUUUAAAACUGUUUAUAGUUACAUGAUUUUAAUUUUUCGCUUAUCAAAAUAUUUUUUUUUAAAUUAUAAAUUAUUUUUAAGAUCAGCUACAUCAGAAGACUUACUUUGAAGUCGUCCAGACGACUUCCAACAUCUUAGACGACUCAGACGACGUACUAAGGCUAUAUUCGUAAAAAUGGCUUCUGUUUUUUUGUUUGGUCACAAGGGGCUGUGCUGUAAUUUCACAAGGCUUUUAGAUUAGUUUUGCAUUUGAUUCAAGUUUGGAUAUAGGUUUGGGGUUAAAAUCAAGUUGUAGAUUAGUUUUGACAAAUUUCCCAAUAAACUAAAUCACUUCAUAAAUAAUAGUAUAGAUCAUAACUUCACUUAUUUUAACCAAAAUUUCAACCGUCAGAACCAUAAAAUUGAGUUGUUCAACUAAAACAGCAGAAAUCAAGAUUUAUCAACAAACGGUAAAAUCCUGUUUUAUGUAAUUAAUUAAGUAUCAUAAUAUUAAAUAUUUGGUUAAAUUGAAAUAUAAAAUACAGUAGUUUUUGUUACAAAUAUAGUUUUAAAAAUAUUUCUUUAAAUAAUAUAAUCAAUUUAUUAUUAAUAAUAUUAAUUAUGUGUUUAGUCUUUAACUAAUAGCAUUCAAAUGCUAGAAAUAUUAUGAUAAAUAGUAAAAACAAACAACUUAACAUCAUGAUGUUCUAGUCAAAAUAAAUACUAACUAGUUAAUUAUCCGUACCUUGUGCGGACUAAUAAUAUAUAUAUACUUAACAAUUUUUAGUUUUAAUGUUUAUUUUAUUAAGAAGUUAAAUUUUUAAAUUAGGUACAAAAUUUAAAUUACCUUUAUAAUAUGAAACUAUGAUAUUCAUAUUGGUAAUUAAUAUAUUAAAUUUACUCUUUUGUUUCAUAGUUGUAUUUAUGGGAUAUAGAUGUUGGAUCAAAAUCUUAUAGUAAUAAUAAUUUUAGGAAACUUCGAUUUGAAGUUAAAAUUUAUAUAUAUAUAUAUAUAUAUAUAUAUAUAUAUAUAUAUAUAUACUUAAUUUAUUUGUGGACUGAAAAGAAAAAAGUUAUAAACAAUCACAACAUAAUAUUAUUCAUGAUAUUUAAAACUAAAUAUAAGAUAAACGUAAUUUUGAUAUUAUUGGUUGAUAUUGUUAAUAUCAAUGGUUAAUAUCUAUUUAUUAAUUAAAUAUUCUAAAUAUCUUGAUAAGUAUAUAUAUAUAUAUAUAUAUAUAUAUAUAUAUAUAUAUAUAUAUUAAAAUAUCUAUUUUUAAAUAACAGUAUAUAUAUAGAUAUAUAUAUAGAUAUAUAUAUAUAUCAGUUGCAUAAGUUAAUGUUUAUUGAUUAUCAUAAAUAUCAUUAUAUUUAUUAAAUAAAAUUUAAAUAAUAAUAUUAAUUAAAUUAAUAAUUUAUCCUAAAAUAAUGGAGAAGAUGACAAGUAAGCAAAUUCACUUCUCAGAUAAUAAUAUAUAUAAUUAUUUAUUAAUUAAAUGUUCUAAAUAUCUUGAUAAGAAUAUAAAUUAAAAUAUAUAUGUUAAAUAAUAUUAUAUAUAUAUAAGUUGAAUAAUUUAACGUUUAUUGAUUAUCAUUAUAUUUAUUAAAUAAAAUUUUAAAUAACUAUAUAAAUUAAAUUAAUGAUUUAUCCUAAAAUAUAUUUAUUUAUUUAGUUCAAUGUUCUAAAUAUCUUGAUAAGUAUAUAUAUUACAAUAUAUCUUUUUAAAUAACAGUAUAUAUAUAUCAUUUGAAUAAUUUAAUGUUUAUUGAUUAUUUUAUAUAUCAUUAUAUUUAUUAAAUAAUUUUAAAAUAAUUAUAUUAAUUAAUAAAUGAUUUAUCCUAAAAUUAUAGGGUCUGACUGGUGACCAUUAUGGAAACAAGAUGAUUGAAUAAAAAAUAAAUGUAGAAGAAUAAAAUAGCAGGAAUGAAAAGGAACAUGUGUUUCUUUUCAAGUUUUAGAAAGAAUGAUUUUCUUCUUUAUUUACCUACAGAAAAAUGAAUGAAAGCGAAUGAGAGGAAAAAGUUAUUUCUUGUGAAUAAUGAUGUUUUUAGAAACGUUAUGAAAUGCAUUGUUCCUAAUCCUCGUCAUUCCUCGGUCACUAGUCAUAUAGAGAAUAUGAUAAGUAACGAAAUUCACUUCUCAAAUAAUAAUAUAGAUAUAGAUUACAAAAAAAAAAAUUAUAUUCAUACACAACAACGAACACAACUUCAAUCUAUAUGCUACUUGAAAUCUGAAGCAUAUUUAUCUUUCACGAACGGACAAGUGUCCAGGGCUGGAAUCCAUAGUUUGACAAAUUGAAAAUAUUAAUUCUCAAUAGGAAAACAGAUGAUUAGAAAUAUGUAUCGUGUGUUGGACAUAUUUUCACGACAAAACCAGGGAGAGAGAGAGAGAAAAAAAUGGAUUAUCAGGAGAUCUCUCCACGUGGUUGUAUGUAGUAAUUCUUUAAUCUAGCAACGCAAGUAGUGACUUUAAUCAUGAUUACUUCAGCAAAACAUAAAAAUUAAUAAAAUAGAUUAUUGCCAUGUUUCAGUCCAUCAAACAAGGCAGAUUUGUUGGAUGAUAUCUCAACACAAUGCUAAUAAGCAAACUUUAUACUAUACAUAUUUUAAGUUUCUUAAUUUAGCUAAAACGAGCAAUACAAGUGCAACAGUCCACGAGACAAGCUUAUUUUAACUAUUAAUUUAUAAUGUUUACUGAUACGCUUACGUACUUCUAGAUUGCUUAUAUAUGAGCUUUCUUGUUUGAUUAAAGUUCUAGUCGAAUCUGUCUGCAUGUGUCUCAGCGCUUAUUCAAAUGAUAUUUAUUACACGUUAAUCUCCUAACUGCUUUUAAUGAAAACAUUGAGAAUUUUGAACAAUGUGUACUAAAAACACAAAGUAUAGGUCUGAGAGUUCAUAACAUAUUUGUGUAUAAAUAUGUGAUAUAAAUGUAUUAUGUAUAUACCAAUAUAUACAUGAACUUUCAUUAUUGUGUUCAGAAAUUUUUCCAAUUAUAAAGUAGAUUUAAAUUAAUAGUAAACCCUUUCUAAAAAAGUAGAUUUAAAAUCAAGAUUUUUAUAGUAAUAUCUUUAUAGAUAUUUUUUUAGAUGAACUGAAAUAUCUUUAUAGAUAUCUGUACAGAAAGUGGGAACGUGUUAUAUGUUAGAUGAACUGAAAUAUCUUUAUAGAUAUUUUUUGGCCUUUAUACUGCAAAUAAAUAAAUAAUCGAGUCACCAUGCCACCACAUACAUCAAAGUCAACGGAAUCUUUUGCUAACGUUUCAAAACCUACCAUAUCAAGAUAAUAAUAAGUUAAUUACGUAUCGAGUACAGAUGCAGUGAACAUAAGACGAUAACUUUUUUUGCUAUUUUGGUAUGCUAGCGUUUAAACUAUAUUCUCUUUCCUUUGAACAAAUUUUUUUUUGGGAAAAAACUAUAUUUUUUUCCUAAAAAAAACUAUAGAUUCGCGACUGAGUGCAAAUUUUAUACUAAUCUACUUUUUCAGUAGCACUAGGGAUUACUCCGCGCUACGCACAGAACUAUAUUAAUUUUCAAACUUUAAUUAUCUAACUAUUUUAUUGUUUUAUAGCAAAUGGUAAUAUUAAAAUAUAUUUUUAAUAUAUUAUUUACAUAUUAUUUAUUUUAUUUAACAUUUUUCAGAUAGAUAGUUUAUAUACAUUUUCUAUUUCUUAUAUUGUAUAUUUACUUAUACUAAUAUUACGCUAGAUAUUAAAUGUAACAUUCUUAUUUCUUAUAUUGUACAUUUAAUUAUUGUUUAGUUUUUUAUUAUUAUAUUGUAUAUUUAUUUAUUCUAAUAUUGUUUUAUUUUAUAUUAAAUAACAAUAUUGAGAUAAUAUUUUAACGUAAUAUUUGUAUUUCUUCUACUGCAUAUUUACUUAUUAUUUACUUUUUUUCUUAUAUUGCAUAUUUAUUUAUUCUAAUAUUAUGAUAUAUGUUUAAUGUAAUAUUUAUAUUUUUAAAUUGUAUAUUUACUGAUUAUUUAUUUUAGUAUAAAAAUUUAAGAUAGAUUUUUAAUUUAGUUUUUCUAUUUCUUAUAUUGUAUAUUUAUUAUUUUUUUCUUAUAUUUUAUAUUUACUUAUUCU
Molecule: messenger RNA, 7682 nt
Organism: Brassica rapa (field mustard)
Lineage: Eukaryota; Viridiplantae; Streptophyta; Magnoliopsida; Brassicales; Brassicaceae
Product: mitogen-activated protein kinase kinase kinase 17-like
Biological process (GO): signal transduction; protein phosphorylation
Molecular function (GO): ATP binding; protein kinase activity
Source: RefSeq, a predicted model, not a curated record